Molecule: messenger RNA, 1920 nt
Organism: Lathyrus sativus (Indian pea)
Lineage: Eukaryota; Viridiplantae; Streptophyta; Magnoliopsida; Fabales; Fabaceae
Source: the annotation of a GenBank genome assembly
AUGGCUUCUUCAAUCUCACCAUGGUUCUCUCCCAUUGCCAUAACCUGUUCCAACACACGCAACCGUCGCUAUCGUUUACCCACCCGCACUAAAAGAAAACCUCCUCCAAACCCUAAACUCAACAAAAACCAAACCACCAAGCAUAAUUCUCCGCCUGAACCGCUACUCCUCUCAGCCGCCGAACCCACCACCUACACCCGUCUCCCUCUCAAAGAAGACUAUUCCUCAUCCUUCUCCUCUUCCUCCUCCGAAAUUACACUCUCCGAAUCAAUAUCAAUUCACCAAUUUCUCCACAAAGACGAAGAUGAUGAUGAAGAAGAAGAAAUCGAUGGUAAUUUUAAAGGAAUUCGUGAUUCCGAGUCUGAAGACGAAGAAGAAAUCGAUGGUAAUUUUAAAGGAAUUCAUGACUCCGAGUCUGAAGACGAAGAAGAAGAAGAAAUCCAUGAGUAUGAAGACGAUGGGAACGAGGAGGUUAACGAAAAUGAAGAAUUAUGGAGUGAGGAAUCAGAGGGUGAGGUGAAGGAGAAAGGGUUACCGGCUGUUAUGAGAUGUUUUGACCGGGCAAAGAUACUUGUAAGGUCUGGAGACGGAGGGAACGGCUCGAUGGCAUUCCGGCGGGAGAAAUAUGUGCCGUUUGGAGGGCCGUCAGGAGGGGACGGAGGGAGAGGUGGUAAUGUGUAUUUGGAAGUUGAUAAAGGGAUGAGUUCGUUGUUACCAUUUCGGAAUGGGAUUCAUUUUCGGGCAGAGAGGGGGUCACAUGGGCAAGGAAGGAAGAUGAUUGGUGCUAAGGGGGAAGAUGUGGUGGUGAAGGUGCCUCCUGGGACGGUGGUUAGAGAAGCUGGGAGUGAUGUGGUGCUGUUGGAGAUGGUGUAUCAUGGACAGAAAACAUUGUUGUUGCCGGGUGGUAGAGGUGGUAGAGGGAAUGCUGCUUUUAAGACUGGGAAUAAUAAAGCUCCUAAGAUUGCUGAGAAUGGUGAAGAAGGUCAUGAAAUGUGGUUGGAGUUGGAACUCAAGCUGGUUGCAGAUGUUGGAAUAGUUGGUGCUCCAAAUGCAGGGAAAAGUACACUUUUGAGUGUUGUUAGUGCUGCAAAACCAGAGGUGGGAAAUUAUCCCUUUACAACGCUGCUUCCCAAUUUGGGCGUUGUUUCCUUUGACUAUGAUUCAAAUAUGGUAGUGGCAGACCUUCCGGGUCUUCUUGAAGGAGCACACAGAGGUUUUGGUUUAGGUCACGAAUUUCUGCGACACACUGAAAGGUGCUCUGCACUGAUACAUGUCAUUGAUGGUUCAUCACCACAGCCAGAUCUUGAGUUUGACGCAGUUCGUCUAGAGCUGACGCUAUUUAAUCCUGAACUUGCUGAGAAGCCUUUUAUAGUUGUUUAUAACAAAAUGGAUCUUCCAGAAGCAUAUGAAAACUGGGAAUCCUUCAAGGAUAAGUUGGAAUCUCGUGGGAUCACACCUUUUUGUAUGAGCGCUGUCAAAAGGGAAGGUACUCAUAAAGUUAUAUGUGCUGCUUAUGAACUUUGGCGUAAAAAUAAAGAAGACAAGGAGGAAUAUGAAGAUGGACAAGAUAUGGUAGACAUGAAUCAUAUAGCUCACGUAAUACAGAAACAACGGAGUGCAUCCAUUAGUGAGUUUGAGAUUUUUCAUGAUAGCAAUUCAGAUGUUUGGAGUGUAGUUGGAUCUGGAUUGCAACGUUUUGUCCAGAUGACAAAUUGGCGGUAUGUUGAUUCAGAGAAAAGAUUCCAAAAUGUUCUCGAGGCUUGUGGUGUGUUUAAGUCUCUCGUGAAACUUGGUGUAAAGGAAGGCGACAAAGUGAUGAUUGGAGAGAUGGAGAUGAUAUGGCAUGACUCCUCAAACCAAACCAGUGCGUCAAAGAUGAAGAUAUCCACAGAUUCAAUUAAGUGGCCUGAACAGAAGUAA